AUGGCUGACUCAGAACUAAACAGUCGGUCGUUGCAAGAUGUUGGUUUAGCGACUUCACCGAGUGAAAAAAACAGCGAUGGUGGUGGAUUUGAUGCUAGCGACGAACCAGUGUUUGUAAAGACUGAAAUGAUACAAGGAGACGAAAGCAAUGAAGCUGUUUCCUCGGAGCUCAGUUAUUAUCCAGCUAAAAGACAAAGGACCUACUUCAUGGAAAAUCAUUUGAAUUCAUCAGUGACAAACAUCCCACCGGAAACUCAGCAUCCGACGGUUUCUUCAUUCGAUGAUUCGUUUGAUCGCCCUCUGGUGAUCGUUGGCGAUAGUAAGUGGACAUCACCCGCGACAGCUCUCCUGUUGGACCUAUACAUACAAAACGAGGAUAAAUUUAACAGUCCUCAUAUUAAGAAAAAGCUCUUAUGGAGAAAAAUAUCGGAAAGAUUAAAUGAAGCUGGUCAUAUGUUUGACUCCGACAAAUGUGAACGGAAAUUUCUUAACUUAAAGACAACAUACAGAUACACUGUUGAUCAUAAUUUACAAACAGGCAACCAAAAGCGUUGUGCGUUUUAUGAUCAACUAGACAGUAUUUUUAAGUUCCAAGCAUCAGCUGAGGCAUCUGCCUUUUACAAAGACAAUGCUAAUAACAAAGACGACGCUAUCGACACGUCUUCUUCUCAUACCAAUAGACCGCUACCUCCUCCCGAUAGAGGGAGCAUCAUGCACGCGCCUCAUCCCGCAUUUCCAGUCAUGAAGAGUGAUACAUCAUCAAUUCAUUCAAAUGCGCAAUAUAUGAACAGACUCACAACAGCCGUGUCUGGAGUUAGGUCAAACCAUUCUGUUUCCAUGGGAACCAGACAUGAUCCAGCACCAGUUUCGCACCAGAGUAGUCCCGCACUGAACGUUUCAUCACCUACUGAUAACUUCAAUCGUCAGCAUUUUCCACGGUUUCCUCAGACACCAUCACACCGUACUGUCAGCGGACCUCCUGCAACCCAACAGAACCAUGGCAACAACAGUAACGAUAGCAGUCACACACGGCGACCACCAACUUAUGUCGUCGAUGACAAUGGACAACCCGAACUUCCGAGCUCAUCGGGGAGUACGGAUGAGUCCGAGACCUCCCGAUUUCAAAGAGGACGAAAACGGAAACAGACAGAGUUAGAUUAUCUAUUGGCCACUUUUGAGCGUUAUUGUGACGAGCAGCGUGACAGGGAGGAAAAACGCUUGAAAUGUAUGAAGGAGUGGCAUGAUGAGGAAAUGAAAGUUAUGAACAGAUUUCUUGAUAUCAUUCAGCAAAGCAUUCAGUCCGGAAAAACUUAAAUCUUGAUCAUCCAUUUCGUGUAACACUCUAGUCAAGAGUCAGUCUGUGCUGUCCAUAGUGUGACUUGUAAGUAAUCAUAUUACUACAAGUCACUAGCAAUAAACGGGUCUUUAUUUUGUCGCUAAAAACUG
Messenger RNA from Ylistrum balloti, 1446 nucleotides. RefSeq lists its product as uncharacterized. The record is from RefSeq and is a predicted model, not a curated record. Bases 1 to 1314 code for a protein of 437 amino acids. The transcript has 3 exons. Lineage: Eukaryota; Metazoa; Mollusca; Bivalvia; Pectinida; Pectinidae.